GCACGCGCCCCCCUGCCUGUUGGAAGGUGAGCGCGCGCGAGGAGACCGAGAGAGAGAGAGAGAAGCGAGCGCGAGGACUCGAGACCGACUGGAUCACUUCGGAUCUUUUUUUUGUUUUAAAACCGAUUAAAAGUGAAGUUGAAGGUGCGCUCGGGCCCGGGGCGGGAACAGGACGCGUCCGGGGGGCAGUUUGUACCGAAAACUAGUCGGAAAUUCGACGGUGUUGGAGCGGGAUAGCGCCUGUGUGGAGUUUAAAUCCGUGAGGUCUUCCUCACUUGAUGCUGCGUUUUCUGAUGUGAAUUGAGGAAGAAUGGAGCGACAUGCUGCAGAUUAGCUAGAGGAUUAACUCUUGCUUUAGAGGACGUGUACAGUACACGUUUUCCUUUUCUCCUGUUUGUCCAUCUGUAAAUCAAACAUGGCCGACCCGGGAAUGAUGAGUCUCUUCGGAGAUGACGGGAAUUUAUUCUCGGAUGGUCUAGAAGGCUUAGGGGACUGUGGGUACUCCUCCCAAGGCCAAGCCAAUCCAAUGAACCAACAGAUGACUCAUGAGCACCAAGCUUACAGCCAGAUUCCUUCCUCCCUCCAUCUUGCCACACCUUCUGUUCCACCUCAGCCCAAAAUGGGGCACCACUUUGACCAUUUCGGCCAGUACGAUCCUCAAGGAGGACGGAUAAUGGCUAACGGUCCCAGUGCUGGCCCCGCUAACGGAAUUUCGUCUCCUCAUUCACGCUAUCAUGGAGGGAACGGCACAGCGGGUGGGCAUCACGUCUAUUCAGGUUCGCAGGGCGAUGGGAGAGGAGGCGCCCCUGGGACAGGACAGCCCUUCCAGGAUGGAGGAGCAGCCACACCUGGAAAUAAUUGGGGUCCUCAGGGGAUGCAGAUGCCAGACCAAAGUCGAGCCCAAUUUCCCCAGUCACAACAACAGCAGCAAGUUCAUGGCCACCAAAUUGGUCCGUAUGUGGGACGCGCUGAAUUUGGUGGAAUGCAAGGGCACACGCAGACUCCCACUCCGCCACGGAUGAACCACUUUCCACAGGGUUUGCCUCAGGACGCGAACCGUUUCAUGGGCCACAUGGGAGCCAAUAUGGCAUCUCCGGCCAUGCGGCAUCCGGCUCAGACUCAGCAUCAGCAGACGAGUCAGCAAUUCCUGCACCAUCACCCGGAGUCGCAGUUUCCCCAAAGUCCAUCAAAGCAGCAGCAGAUGAUGAGCACACGAGGCCACCAGAACAUGGGCUUCAGCAUGAACAACCAGCCAGUCGCUAACAGCAGCUCAGGUCAAUACGCCCCCUAUCCUCAGUACAGCAGCCUGAAUCAGGGACUAGCCGGCACUUCAGGGAUGAGCCUCAACACCAGCAGCAACCCCAAUGCCCCUGUGCAGUGUUACCCCACCCCGGCUGGGCCACAGUGUUACCCAGUCAACCAGUUACCCCCUCAGAAUAUGCACCAGACACAGUCCAAAAUCCCCCAGCCGCAGCAGCAACACCUCGCUCCCCCGCCGCCUCCUCAGGGAUCUUACGCCUCUCCGCCUUCCAUGUCGCCCAUGAGGAGCCUGGGGGGCAACCCUGCUGGAACUCCGCCCCCUCAGAGGGGCCAGGGUCCCAUCUCGCACCCUCAGCAACACCCUCAGAUGUAUGGAACCUUGUCGCCUAAUCACAGGGCGAUGAAUACGCCCAACCACGCAGAGGUUCUCCCUCAGCAGCUGCAGAACUCUACGCUGCAGUUCCCGCAGGUGCAGCAGGUGAGAACUUCCCCUGCGCUCUCCGUGCCCCAGCAGCCCCCGGGCUUAUCUCCACCACCACUCCCGCAGGGCAGCUGGCCCUCCAACACACACUCGUCACCACCAGCUAACCACCACCAAGUGCCUCACGUCCAGCAUUCUCCAUCAGAUGGUCUCCAAUCAUCAUGCUCCGCCCCCAUGCCCCCCCCUCAACAGGGCAGCUGUGAGACUCAGCCCCCUGAUGCCGAGCCCAAGCCCAAGAAAAAGAAGAAAAAGAAAGUGAAGGCGGGCGAGCAAGCGGAUAGGGAGACGGGCGAAGGCGUCGGCCUGGGCGGGGCAUCAGAGGGCAACGGAGGUGAUGAAGUUACAUCUCCACCAGAGAAGAAGAGCAGAAAGAAACCAAAGGAGGGCAAGGAGGCGAAAGAACCCAAGACUCCCAAAACCCAGAAAACCCCCAAAACUCCCAAAGAGCCCAAGGAGAAGAAGGAGAAGAAGACCACGCCCAAACCCAAGAGUGCCAAGAAGCCCAGCAGUAAGAAGGCCGACACUGAGAUCAGCACUAAGAAGGAAGGAAAGAGAAAGAGGGAGUCGUCAGUCACGUCGGAUACAGAGAAGACUCCGCCCCCAUCCCCGGAGGAGGAGGAUGAUGACGGGGUCCAGAAGCGGCGGUCGAGUCGACAGGUGAAGAGGAAGCGCUACACUGAGGAUCUGGAGUUCCGGAUCUCAGACGAUGAGGAUGAUGAAGAUUCUGCAGGACCCAAAUCUCCUUCUACCACCUCUGAACAAACUGAGGUACCUGAUGCUGAUGGUCCGGUGGUGGAGAAGAUCAUGGGGCUGCGUAGAGUGAAGAAGCAGCUGGAGUCGGGACAGGAAGUGGAGGUCGAGGAAUUUUACGUCAAGUUCAAGAGUUUCUCGUACCUGCACUGUCGCUGGGCUGAUCUGGAGGAGCUGGAGAAGGAUAAGAGAAUCCAGCAGAAAGUGAAGCGCUUUAAAGCCAAGCAGGCUCACAGUAACUUCCUCACCGAGAUGGACGAUGAGCCGUUUAACCCCGACUACGUUGAGGUGGACCGAGUCCUGGACGUGUCUGAGAGCACAGAUGAAAAUGGAGAGCCGGUGAGCCUGUACCUGGUGAAGUGGUGUUCCCUGCCGUAUGAGGACAGCACGUGGGAGCUGAAGGCCGACAUCGACGCGGGGAAGAUCGAGGAGUUUGAGCGCGUGAUGAGUCGAGAGCCGCAGCUGAAGCGUGUGGAGCGACCUCCGGCGAGCGACUGGCAGAAAUCCCAGAGUUCCCGGGAAUAUAAAAACAGCAACGCUCUCAGGGAAUACCAGCUGGAGGGACUGGACUGGCUCCUGUUCAACUGGUACAACACACGGAACUGUAUCCUGGCGGAUGAGAUGGGUUUGGGGAAGACGGUGCAGUCCAUCACCUUCCUGUACGAGAUCUACCUGAAGGGGAUCCACGGCCCGUUCCUGGUCAUCGCCCCCCUCUCCACCAUCCCCAACUGGGAGCGGGAGUUCCGCACCUGGACCGAGCUCAACGUGGUGGUGUAUCACGGCAGCCAGGCCAGCCGCAGGACCAUCCAGGCCUACGAGAUGCACUACAGGGACCCUCAGGGUCGUGUGAUAAAGGGGGCCUAUAAGUUCCACGCCAUCAUCACCACGUUUGAGAUGAUCCUGACAGACUGUCCGGAGCUGCGCAGUGUGCCGUGGCGCUGUGUGAUCAUCGACGAGGCUCACCGUCUCAAGAACAGGAACUGUAAACUACUGGAGGGACUCAAGCUCAUGGACAUGGAACACAAGGUUCUCUUGACAGGAACCCCACUGCAGAACACUGUGGAGGAACUGUUCAGCCUCCUGAACUUCCUGGAGCCGGACCGCUUUCCUUCAGAGUCCACCUUCAUGCAGGAGUUUGGAGACCUUAAAACUGAAGAACAGGUUCAGAAGCUGCAGGGAAUCCUCAAACCCAUGAUGCUGCGGAGACUGAAGGAGGACGUGGAGAAGAACCUGGCCCCGAAAGAGGAGACCAUCAUCGAGGUGGAGCUCACCAACAUCCAGAAGAAGUACUACAGGGCCAUCCUGGAGAAGAACUUCACCUUCCUGUCUAAGGGAGGGGGAGGGGGAGGGGGAGGAUCGAAUGUCCCCAAUCUCCUCAACACCAUGAUGGAGCUGCGCAAGUGCUGCAACCACCCCUACCUCAUCAACGGAGCGGAGGAGAAGAUUAUGGAGGAGUUUAGGGAGAGCCACCCGGCAGAUCUGCUGGACUUCCACCUGCAGGCGAUGAUCCAGGCGGCGGGAAAGCUGGUGCUGAUCGAUAAGCUCCUCCCCAAACUGAAGGCCGGCGGACACCGCGUGCUCAUUUUCUCCCAGAUGGUGCGCUGCCUCGACAUCCUCGAGGAUUACCUCAUCCAGAAACGGUAUCCGUACGAGCGUAUAGACGGCAGAGUGAGAGGGAAUCUGCGUCAGGCUGCUAUUGAUCGUUUUUCCCGUCCUGACUCGGACCGUUUCGUCUUCCUGCUGUGCACACGGGCGGGGGGGCUGGGCAUCAACCUGACCGCCGCCGACACCUGCAUCAUCUUUGACUCGGACUGGAACCCACAGAACGACCUGCAGGCCCAGGCUCGUUGUCACCGGAUCGGUCAGAGUAAAGCGGUGAAGAUUUACCGCCUGAUCACCAGGAACUCGUAUGAGAGGGAGAUGUUUGACAAGGCCAGUCUGAAACUGGGGCUGGAUAAAGCCGUGCUGCAGUCCAUGAGCGGGAGAGAGAACGCUGCUAACGGGGUUCAGCAGCUGUCGAAGAAGGAGAUUGAGGAUCUGCUGCGUAAGGGAGCGUACGGAGCGCUGAUGGACGAGGAGGACGAGGGGUCCAAGUUCUGUGAGGAGGACAUCGAUCAGAUCUUACAGAGACGCACUCAGACCAUCACCAUCGAGUCCGAGGGCAAAGGCUCCACCUUCGCUAAGGCCAGCUUCGUGGCGUCUGGGAACAGGACGGACAUUUCCCUGGAGGAUCCAGACUUCUGGCAGAAAUGGGCCAAGAAAGCCGAGCUGGACCUGGACGUCAUCCACGGCAGGAACACUCUGGUGAUCGACACGCCGCGGGUGAGGAAGCAGACCCGGCACUACAGCUCCAUAAAGGAGGAUGAGAUGAUGGAGUACUCGGAGCUGGAGAGCGACUCUGAGGAGAGGCCGGUGCAGAAGGCUCGGCGGCCGCAGGACCGCGCUCAGGGAUACCCCCGCAGCGAGUGUUUCAGGGUGGAGAAGAACCUGCUGGUUUAUGGGUGGGGACGGUGGCGGGACAUCCUGUCUCACGGGCGGUUUAAGCGUCCUCUACAUGAGCGUGAUGUGGAGAUGAUCUGCAGAGCGCUGCUGGCCUACUGUCUCCUCCACUACAGAGGAGACGAGAACAUCAAGAGCUUCGUCUGGGACCUGAUCACUCCGACUGAGGACGGGCAGAGCAAAACACUAACCAACCACUCAGGACUUUCUGCUCCUGUGCCGCGAGGGCGUAAAGGGAAGAAGGGGAAGGUACUGACGACGCAGACCAACGUGCCUCAGGCUGAUUGGCUGGCUGAGUGUAAUCCAGAUGUGCUGCUGCAGGAGGACAGCUACAAACGGCACCUCAAACACCACUGCAACAAAGUUUUACUGCGGGUCCGGAUGCUCUACUAUCUGAGACAGGAAGUGAUCGGGGACUUGGCAGACCGAAUCCUGGAGGGAGCUGAUUCCAGUGAGCUGGAUAUCUGGAUCCCGCAGCCGCUCCAUGCUGAAGUCCCCACUGAUUGGUGGGAUGUGGAGGCUGAUAAAUGUCUCCUCAUUGGUGUGUUUAAACACGGUUAUGAGAAGUAUAACUCUAUGCGAGCCGACCCGGCGCUGUGUUUUUUGGAGCGAGUGGGAAUGCCGGAUGCCAAAGCCAUCGCCGCCGAGCAGAGGGGAGCGGACAUGGUGGCAGAUGGUGAGGAUGAAGACCCUGAGUAUAAGCCACUGCGUAUGCCCUUUAAAGAUGAUCUGGAUGAUUUCACUAACUCCCCUCUGGAUGAUAAAGAGGAGGUGAUGGAAGUGGAACAUGUUGAAGUUCCUAAGGCGAGUGAGAACGGGGGUAAAGCCGGGAACCUGUACUGGCCUGCAGCUUCGGCUCUCACCGCCCGCCUGCGUCGCCUCAUCACCGCGCACCAGCGCUGCCACAAGAGGCAGGAGGCACUAAUUAAACCGGACAGACGCAGACGCCGGUGGCACCGUGACGAGCACCUCCUCACCAUGGCGACCGAGGGCGGGGCUUAUAGUCUGGAGCCCAGUAGCGUGGCUGCAGCGACGUAUCUGGUUGAAGGAGCUUCGUUUGCUCCGUUCCUGCACGACGGCGCCCCCCUGUUGGCCGACGGAGCCGCCUUCUCUAGGGAGAGACGUCAGAGAUGGACGAGGCGUGAGGAGGCGGAUUUCUACCGUGUGAUUUCUACAUUCGGAGUGGUGUAUGAUGUCCAGAGGCAGUGUUUCGACUGGGCGCAGUUCCGGGCCUUCGCUCGUCUCGAUAAGAAGACGGAUGAGAGCCUGGAGAAAUAUUACUACGCCUUCGUGGCCAUGUGCAAGCGUGUGUGUCGGAUGCAGGUCAAAGACUCGGUAGAGUUGGCCGACCCCACGCUGAUCAUCGACCCGAUCACAGAGGAGCGAGCCUCCCGCACUCUCUACCGUAUUGAGUUACUGCGGCGGAUCCGGGAGCAGGUCCUGCCCCACCCACAGCUGGAGGAGAGACUGCGCCUGUGCCAGCCGAGCCCCGACCUCCCGGCCUGGUGGGAAGCGGGAAAACACGACCGGGACCUUCUCCAGGGAGCCGCCAAGCACGGGGUGAGUCGCACAGACUACCACAUCCAGAACGACCCGGAGCUCGGCUUCCUGCAGGCCCAGCGCAAGUUCCUCCAGAGCCGAGGAUCCGACCCGGGCCUGACCUCCAACCCGCUCGCCGCCGUGGAUCUGAUCAAAGACGAGGACCUGAAGGACGAGCUCAAAGACGACACUGCAGAGAAGGUGGACACUGAGGACGUGAAGGAGGAGAAACCAGAGGCUGUCUCACCCAAACAGCAAGUGAAGACUGAGGAGGAAGAGAAGAAUCUGAAAGAGGAGAAAAUGGAGAAAAAAGACGGGCCGGAAGUGAAGAGCGAAGAAAGUCAGGGCAUUCCUCAAACGGACGAAGAGGAGAAGGUCGCGGAGUCCGAGGACACGCCCGCACUUCCUGUUCCUGUUAGCAAAGAUGUGAGCACGGAGGAGCCGGAAAACCUGACGGAGAGCUGUAAACCCAAUACUGAGGAGGAAGAGGAGGAGAAGAUGGAUGAAGAUGAUAAAUCUGAGAAAUCAUCACAGGCUGAAGUGGGCGUGUCCUCAGACAGGAAGAACUUUGACGAAGAGAGCAACGCCUCCAUGAGCACGGCGCGAGAUGAGACGCGGGAUUACUUCGGCCUGGACGACGUCGAGCCCUCGGUGUCUCAUUCAUUUGGAGAGCGAGCUGCGUUUUCCUUCUGGCCAAAGGACCGGGUAAUGAUCAAUCGGAUGGACAACAUCUGUGAGGCGAUCAUCAAGGGCAAGUGGCCGUCCAAUAGGAGGCAGUACUUCGACCUGCCUGGCCUGUUGCCUGGAUAUGCUGCCAUGGCAACGGACAGCCCUUUGCCCAGGAGGAGCAUGGGAGAGUUCUCUGUGAUGAAUCAGAGCAGCUACAGCGGGAGUGAUGACAUCACCAUGUCACCCCAGAUCAAUAAGGACGAGGCUCUGAGUCUGUCUGUUCCUCGUCAGCGGAGACGCAGGAGGAGGAAGGUGGAGAUCGAGGCUGAGCGAGCCGCUAAGAGGCGUAAUCUGAUGGAGAUGGUCGCGCAGCUCCGUGAGUCUCACGCUGCAGAGGGUCAGGCUCGAGCUAUGGACCUCACCAAAACUCUUCAUGGUCUGGCUCCUUCCUCCUCUGCCUCCUCUUCCUCCUCGGUGUUCCCCGGCUCCGUGGCUUCCCCGAUGGAGCUGCUGCAGGCGGCCGGGGCCUCCAGGGCCAACGGAGCCGUGCUGGAGGCUGAAAUUCCCACACGGAGGAGGAGAGGACGCAGGAAAAACGUUGAGGGCCUCGAGCUGCUCUUCAUGGGCAAUAAGGGUUCGCAGCUCAACAAGGACGAUUCAAACGGGACCAAAGGUUUUGCAGACGGGACACAGGUGCCAGCUCGGGCACCGAGACGCAUUCCGGUUCCUGCACAGAAAGAGGAAGGGGAGGAUGGGGCGAGCACUAAGGACCUACAGGAGUGGCUUAGACAGCACCCCACCUACACCAUGGACGUGCCUGGAUACAUACCAAAGAGCGAGGAGCUUCUCCUCUCACAGUUGGGGAAACCCAAGCAGAAGAGACAUCGCUGUCGAAACCCAAACAAGAUCGACAUCAACACACUGACGGGGGAGGAGAGGGUGCCAGUGGUCAACAAGAGGAACGGCCGAAAGAUGGGGGGCGCUAUGGCUCCUCCGAUGAAGGAUCUGCCCCGAUGGCUGUCUGAGAAUCCAGAGUUCGCCGUCGCUCCAGACUGGACCGACAUCGUCAAACAGUCUGGUUUCCUGCCCGAGUCCAUGUUCGAUCGUCUCCUGACCGGUCCGGUGGUCCGAGAGGAGGGUGUCCGGCGCCGGGGACGAAGACCUAAAUCGGAGAUCGCUAAAGCGGCCGCCGCUCAGGCCUCUCUCUCUGUAGCUUCUGCAGCCUCUACCUCGGGGGUGAACCCCUUCCUGCUGAACGGCCUGUUUGGGGGAAUGGACCUAAGUAGCCUGCAGAACCUACAGAACCUGCAGAACCUUCAGCUCCUCAUGGGCUUAUCUCCUUCUCUGGCUGCAGGAGCUGCAGAUAACAAGAACGCCGCCACCAUGCUGCCCCUCAUGCUUCCCGCCAUGGGGGCCCUGCCUAACGUCUUUGGCCUUGGAGGGCUAUUUGGGGGCAACGUGGCGGCCGCCGCCGCUGCUGCUAACUUAACCCCGAAUGCAAAUGCCACCGCCAGUUCAGAGUCUGAGGAGACCAAGAAAGAUGGAGAAGCCAAGGAAGAAAGUGAGGAGAAGAAGGAGGAGGCGGAGAAACCAGUCGAGGCCGAGUCGAGUGACGCCAACGUAGCGGCCGCAGCUGCCGCCGCCACCGCAGCGUCUAAUCUUUCUGCCAAUCAUCUGGCGUUCAACCCGUUCCUGCUCUCCACCAUGGCUCCGGGACUCUUCUACCCCUCCAUGUUCCUGCCCCCUGGCUUGGGCGGUUUGGGGCUGCCCGGCUUCUCUCCCGCGGCUCUCACCGAGCUCCAGAACGCCAUGAGCGGCGCUUUAGGAGGCGCCGGAGAAGAGAAGGAGGCGGACAAGGAGACUGUGCAGAACCCGGACGCGGGGAACCCCAGCAGUGCUCUGGAGAACAGCGACUCCGAGGAGGGCGAGGACAAAACCGAGGAUCUGACCGGAGCGGGUGAGGAACUGGACUCCAUGGAGGCGGAGGAGGAGGAUGAGGAGGGGGAGGAGGAUGAGGAGGAGGAGGAGGAGGUUGGAGAAGAUGAGGAGGAUAAGAGUGACUGAAGAGCCGAAACCACCUGACUGACUUCCUGCCUUUUACACUGAGGGCUUUUAAAGAAAAACUCUACUGAUUUCUCAAACACAGAACUUUUAUGUAAUUUUGGUUUAGUUUUGUUGACAGGUAAACAAAAUCAUAAUGAGGGAACACAACGAUGAUGUCUCUGCAGGACUCCACACACACACACACACACACACACACAAUGAGGCGGUAUUGGGUGUGUGUGUGUGUUGCCUGUGGUGUCGCGCUUUAGAGAGGUGAUGACUGAAACAUCCCGAAUCCUGUCGUUAGGACUGAGGAAGUUCUGAUAGUGCUGUGCUGCUUCUUUCUGUUCAGUGUGUUUAUUCUCUCUCUCUCUCUCUCUCUCUCUCUCUCUCUCUCUCUGCUGUCGAUGUUGUAAACGGUGAGUGAGGAGCAUCUCAAGGAAGAAGGUUCAGCAGCGUAGCGUUUUUAAACAGCAUUAAGACGAGCGACUCGAGCUGCUGAAAAUGGAGUUGAAAAGUGAUUGAAAUGAGGAUUUAGUUUUUUUCGUACUGUUCUGCUGAGGGAUGAAGUUCUCACAUAUCAUAGCGAACACUCGGACUGUUCAAGUCUCUCACACUGACAAUCUAUACGGGUGAGGAGACGCUCGGCCUGUGGAGACAGCAAUAACCGAAGGCAGCUCCUGAAUGUUCCACUUUACCACAGUGUGUGUGUGUGGGGGGGGGGGGGGGGGGAAGUGAGUGAGUGUGUGUGUGUGUGUGAGAGAGAGGGGGGGGGUGGUGUUUCAGAAAACGGACGUGUCAUGACUUAUUGCGGUCGAAUUGUCUCAUAACGAUCUCCACGUUGAUGCACUGGUGUAAGGAUGAAAUCAGGUACCUUUAUCUAUUUGAAUGGACUUUUUGUUACUUUAGCCACCAAGAUGAACAGCAUUACCUCAAUUCUAAACUUAGCCUUGAAGUUUACAGACAUAAAUGUUGUAAAUGUUAUUGUUUUCCCUUUAUCUUUUGUGUCUCUUCAUAUUUUUUUCUCUUUUUUUUGAAACAUCAUGUAUGAUGAACUGUAAAUGGCUGCCAACUGUAGUAAUGAUGCUUUUAAUAAAAGUGACUCAUGAUAUUCGCAUAGAAACCCAA
Molecule: messenger RNA, 10369 nt
Organism: Clarias gariepinus (North African catfish)
Lineage: Eukaryota; Metazoa; Chordata; Actinopteri; Siluriformes; Clariidae
Gene: chd7
Product: chromodomain helicase DNA binding protein 7
Exons: 38
Coding region: 416-9262 (2948 amino acids)
Molecular function (GO): protein binding; ATP-dependent chromatin remodeler activity; ATP binding
Source: RefSeq, a predicted model, not a curated record